AUGGAUCCCUUCCGACACUCUGAGGAGGAGGAAAAGGCGGCCAUCAACGACGAGAGCCGCCAAGUGCAGCACGUGGCCUCGCCCUCGUCCGCGUCCGCUCGCGAGCACCCGCCGCUCGCUGCCAAGGCCUCGGACGAUGAGCUCCCCGGCACCCAGCGGCGCGGCCUGGUGAUGCCCGCGCUGACCGACACCGACGUUGCGACCACGACAAAGUCUGAAAUCUGGGCCUGGUACACGUACUAUAUUGGCGCCAACGGGCUCGCCCUCUUCAACUUUGGCCCGACGGCCUUUCAGAACCUGCUGAGCCAGGCCGCCGGCGGCGACACGGGCCUGCUGCGCUUCGCCGGUGCCGACCGCGACGUCAACAGCAUCGUCCUCCUCGCCAACGGCAUCUCCUUUGCCCUGCAGGCUGUCCUCUUCCUCGUCAUUGGCGCCUGGGCCGACUUUGGCACCGGCCGCCGCUGGGUCCUCGUUGUCUGGUCGCUCGUCGCCUACGCCAUUGGCUUCGCCUGGCUCGCCGUCCACGACCCGGCCAAGUGGCAGAUUGCGGCCGGCCUGUACAUUGUCGGCCUGAUUGCGUACCAGCUCACGCUAACGUACUGGACCGCCGCGUUUCCGUCGCUGGCCCGCAACACGCCGUGGAUCAAGGACUCGCGCACCGCCUACGAGAAUGACGAGAUUACCCUCAAGGAAAUGGACCGGCGCGACGAGCUGGAGCGCAGUCGACUGAGCAACGUCGGCUUCUAUGUCCAGUCGGUGGGCGAAAUCUUCAUCCUUGCCGUCAUUGUCGGCAUCAUGUAUGCUGUGCAUGUGCGCCGGAGCACUGAGGACAACAAUUGGGGCCUCUCGGUGCUCAUUGCCUUUGCCACUGGUGUCUGGUUGCUGCUCUCACUGCCCUGGUUCCUCAUGGAAAAGACGCGUCCGGGCAUGAAGAUUCCACCCGGACUCAACAUUGUCACCGUCGGCUUCUGGCAGCUGUACGAAGCGGCCAGUCAGAUGUGGCAGCUGAAGCAGAGUCUCAUCUUCCUCGCGGGCUAUUUUCUGCUCGGUGAUUCUCUCAACACCACCGUCACGGUCAUCUCCACGCUGCAAAACCAAGUCAUUGCGUACGAUACCCUGAAGCUCACCUAUCUACUCAUCGUCGGCAUUGCUGCGCAAGCUGUCGGCAUUGGUAUGUUCUGGCUGAUUCAAAAGCGCAUGAACCUCAGCGCCAAGACCAUGUUCAACGGCGUCAUGGUGUCCAUCUUGCUGCUCGAUGGCUGGGGCAUGAUUGGCAACUGGACCGGCAGAUUCGGCUUCAAAAACGAGUGGGAAAUCUGGCUCUACCAGGCCUUUUACGGCCUGGUCGUCUGCCCCUGGUACAGCUACUCGCAGAUUAUGAUUUCGUCCGUCACGCCGCGCGGCCACGAGUUUCUCUUCUUCUCCAUCUUCAACAUUAUUGGCAAGGCCUCGAGCUUCAUCGGACCGCUGAUCAGCAGCCGCAUCAUUGACGCCUCGCCGGGCGGCACGAACAAUAGCGCGCCGUUUUACUUCUUGUUCGCCCUGAGUCUGCUCAGCGCCGUUGGGCUGUGGGUGUUUCUCGAUCUCGAAAAGAGCGCGCGCGAGCAGGAAGUGUUUUUAGCCCAGGAAAAGGCCAGGAUGGUUGACGAUGGUAGCGAUGUUGCGGCGGCGUGA
Messenger RNA from Cordyceps militaris CM01, 1674 nucleotides. Its product is annotated as autophagy protein (Atg22), putative. The transcript has a single exon. The record is from RefSeq and is a predicted model, not a curated record. Lineage: Eukaryota; Fungi; Ascomycota; Sordariomycetes; Hypocreales; Cordycipitaceae. Bases 1 to 1674 code for a protein of 557 amino acids.